Molecule: messenger RNA, 765 nt
Organism: Ramularia collo-cygni
Lineage: Eukaryota; Fungi; Ascomycota; Dothideomycetes; Mycosphaerellales; Mycosphaerellaceae
Product: related to cis-1,2-dihydro-1,2-dihydroxynaphthalene dehydrogenase
Exons: 6
Coding region: 1-765 (254 amino acids)
Source: RefSeq, a predicted model, not a curated record
AUGCCGUUCGCGUUGAAAGGGAAAAACGUGCUUAUCACCGGCGGCGGUAGAGGUGUGGGGGCGGAAAUCGCCCGGAGAUUCGCUGCAGAAGGUAGCAAUGUUGCCAUCAACUAUGUGAACAGCGAAGGCCCAGCUCAAGCUCUAUCUAAGGAGAUACAAGACAAGUACAAUGUCAAAACGACGGUAAUCAAGGGCGAUGGCGGUGUCAUCGCAGACAUCCAAAACUGUGUUCAAGAAACCAUCAAAGCCUUUGGUGGCUUGGACGUCAUCAUUGGCAAUGCUGGCUUUACAAAGUUCUCGGAUUUCAAAGACCUCGAUGCGUUGACCUAUGAAGAGUGGGACAAGUGCUUUCACACGAACGUGACGGGUAACCAUGCACUUCUGAAGGAAGCCCUUCCCACAUUCAACAGCAAUCCCGACGGCGGAGUCUUCAUCAUGACAUCCUCAGUGGCCGGCAAGUCCUUGAGCGGUUCAUCCAUGGCGUAUUCGGUCACCAAAGCUGCUCAGAUUCAUUUGAUGAAAUGUUUGGCCAACACUCAAGGCCCAAAGGUCCGGGUUAAUGCAGUCUUACCUGGCUUGCUCUUGACAGACUGGGGCAAUCUUUACGGAGAGGAGAAGAUCAAUGCCAUCAAGCAGGCUGCCGCCUUACAGAAAGAGACUGAUAUCGGAGAGUGCGCUGACGCCUUCGUGAUGCUUGCAAAGAAUACCUCGGUGACUGGACAAGCGUUCGUUGUUGACUCCGGCCUCGUCGUUGCGCAUAUGUAG